This is a messenger RNA of Colossoma macropomum (tambaqui), 5113 nucleotides long. RefSeq lists its product as uncharacterized. The record is from RefSeq and is a predicted model, not a curated record. The coding region runs from base 188 to 4870 and encodes 1560 amino acids. NCBI's taxonomy places the organism in Eukaryota, Metazoa, Chordata, Actinopteri, Characiformes, Serrasalmidae. Gene Ontology annotation, molecular function: zinc ion binding; protein binding. The transcript is spliced from 19 exons.
GCCAGAUGAAAAUGAAAGUAAAACUUCAGAAGAUAAGUCGAGGCCUGCCGUCAGGCCGCCCUGGCCCCACGGAAUUAUGCGGCUGGCUACUUGAUUGGUUUCUGAGCUGGUCACCUUUUUCACUGCUCAUGAGUUUUCAUGUCUGCAACACUGACUGAAGCUGACUACAGUCUACUAACAGAAAAAAAUGAAGCCAGGAUCUGUAUCUCCAGCUCCAACAUGUGCAUCGGAUGCAUCUGGCCAUUCAAUGGAUCGGCCUAUUAUGUUCAAACAUGGAAUGAAGCCAAGAUCUGCAUCUCCAGCUCCAACAUGUGCAUCGGAUGCAUCUGGCCAUUCAAUGGAUCGGCCCAUUAUGUUCAAACAUGGAACGGAGCUAGAAACAGCAUCUCCAGCUCCAACAUGUGCAUCUGCCGAAUCUGACCAUUCAAUGGACCGCCCUAUCAUGUUCAAACAGAGAAUGAAGCUAGAAACAGCAUCUCCAGCUCCAACAUGUGCAUCUGCCGAAUCUGACCAUUCAAUGGACCGCCCUAUCAUGUUCAAACAGAGAAUGAAGCUAGAAACAGCAUCUCCAGCUCCAACAUGUGCAUCUGCCGAAUCUGACCAUUCAAUGGACCGCCCUAUCAUGUUCAAUCACAGAAUGAAGCCAAGAUCUGCAUCUCCAGCUCCAACAUGUGCAUCUGAUGCAUCUGGCCAUUCGAUGGAUCGACCUAUUAUGUUCAAACAGAGAAUGAAUCCAGGAACAGCAUCUCCAGCUCCAACAUGUGCAUCUGAUGAAUCUGGCCAUUCAAUGGAUCGGCCCAUUAUGUUCAAACAUGGAAUGAAGUCAGAAACAGCAUCUCCAGCUCCAACAUGUGCAUCUUUCAAAUCUGACCAUUCAAUGGACCGACCAAUUAUGUUCAAACAAGGGAUCAAGCCAGAGGACAUACCAUCCCCUUCCCUGUCCUUGAACCAGCACAUCAGAUUAAGAGAUGAAGCUUGCUCUCCAGACAUCAGUGAGUUGUUGGCCAGUCUGUUGACGGAAGAUCACUUCAGAUGUCCAGUGUGUACAGAUGUGCUGAAGGAUCCAGUCUCCAUCCCAUGUGGACACAGUUACUGCAAGACCUGCAUCCAAAACUUCUGGUCCAAACCAACCUUAGAAAACAGCUACUGCUGUCCUCAGUGUAGGAAGAGAUUUAGAACUCGUCCUGCUCUGAACCCAAACUCAGCUCUGGCUAAAGUGGUUCAGAAGCUGCAGCAGGCUGGGUUCAGUCCUGCUCUUCCUGCUCUCUGCUACGCUGGACCUGGAGAUGUGGCCUGUGAUUUCUGCACUGGGAGGAAGCUCAGAGCGGUGAAGUCCUGUCUGACCUGCCCUGCGUCUUACUGUGAAACCCACGUGAAGCAGCACUACACAGUAGCAGCUCUGCAGAGACACACGCUGGUGGAGGUGACUGGAGAGCUGGAACAGAGACUCUGCAAGCUGCACCACAGAGCUCUGGAGGUCUUCUGCAAAACUGACCAGACCGUCAUAUGUUUUAUAUGCACAAUGGAGGAGCACAAAGAGCACCAUACUGUCCUGGCCAAGAGUGAAGAGACUCCUGUUCAGAUAUCAGUAAAUCCAAUGGUGAUCAAUGUCAGCCGGGCUCAAGUCUAUAAUAUGGGGGAGUGUAAAGAUGAGCCAUCUCUUAUGAUCCCAUUUAAUGCAUUAAGAGAAAGUGAGAUGGAGCAACACAUGAAGCAACUCCUAAAAGACAACAGAGAGCUUACAGCGAGAGCUAAGAGAGCUGAGAGUGAGCUGGAUUUCUUGAUGGAAUGCAGACGACUUGAGCGAGCUAAUGACUUUGUUGAAGUGUCUGCACUUGGUCGUAUAUUGGAGCUUGGGACGUUGUAUGACUGUCGCAAUGAUUCUUUCAACUCAGAUGCCUUUCUGUGGGAUGACAACACUCUGUCCUCUAUGAGACUGUCUUUUCCUCGACCCCACACGGAUGUAAGGAUUGUAGAGGGAAAAUCUUUGCAGGAGAGACUCAAAGCUCUGGACCUGACCACUUCUCUGAGAGCUAGUGUUGUAUCAGGACUGGUGGAGGUGGCUGGAGCUGCUGCUUAUCUGAAGCACCCCACUCAGUCCCAACUGCAGGACAGAGUCACUCUACACUACAGAACCUCCACCAGGCUGGACAUGCUCAGUCACAGACUGCUGCAGAGUGGACCUCCUCUCUCCAUGACCAAUCAGAAUUCAGCAACACAUGUGGUUGUGGCUGUUCUGUAUGGGGCCCAAGCAUUUUUAGUGUUUGAUGACAAGAAUGAAAGCAGGGAGGGAAAUGUCAAACUAAAAGAUAAAGUCAAGAAAAAUUUUCUUUCCCAGAGUGCAGAUGAAUUACUCUUGAGUCUUGAAAAAGCAAACUGUAUCUUUGAACUUGCUCUCUACACUGAUGGAGAGGAUUUCAAAAGUCUGGAGGAUUUUGAUACUGCAGUAAAACGAUUUAGGUCACUCCAAAAGCUGUUAGAACCUCAAGAUGAGAGAGCAGUCCCUCUGAAAGUGUGGCUCUACCCUCUGAAGAAUCUGGAUCAGACAUCCGCUUAUGUAUUUGGCAGCAUCAAGGAAGACAUACUGGACAAUGCAGUUGAUGUCCUGGAGCAUCUAGAAAGGAACAUCAACAUUUGCCAGGAUAUGAUGUCAAUUUACUCUAAUCUUGGUGUGAAUUCAUGGUAUCCACACUUAAAAGAUGCUCUUUCAGAGUUUUCUUCUCUUCUGCAGAAGUACCAGUCUGACUUUCAGAGAAGACUAGCCUCCUGCAUUAAAACCAUCCGAGAGAAAGGAGAGAAAGGAGAGAGGCAUUUGCAAGACCUUCUGAAGAAGAACACACAAUCACCAUUCAGUCCACAGAACAUGCAUCAGUGGCUCCUAAACAAAGACGCAGAAGUUGUGGCUUUGAAUGAAUGCAGAGCUGCUAACAUCACCUUUGUAAAAUCACAGAAGGACUUGAAACGUGUCAUAGAAGAUUCACAAGCAGACAGAGUGCUGUGUUUCACUCUCACAUCACUGGAGGGUGAAGAUCCAUUUCUUUCAGCUCUGAAACAGAGCAUGAUGAACAGAGAAGAGACAAAGGGUUUCAGGCUUCCUGAUAUCAGUCAGAAAAUCCGCAACGACCUUCAUUUAUUUUUGUCCAGCAAAAAGACAAAUGAAGAUGCAGAGCGUACCAAGUUUAUUGCUACAUCUGAACCUAAGCCACACUUUCUUGGGUCCUCUGUAUGUCUCUACCAGUUUGGUAACAUUGUGAGGUUAAAAAUGAACCUUGAGCUAAAGCCAGAGCUCCCAGAAAUAAUCAUCAUAAAACAGACAUCUGUUACCAUGAGGCUGCAAAGAUCUGAGUCUUACGUGUUUCACUGGUGCAGAGUAGAGUACAGAGCAGUGAGCUGCAGUGGAGGGAGUCGUGUUUAUUUGAAAUGGAGUAAUAUUGACAUCUGUAAUACUGAAGAGAGUGUUGUUAUUAGAGGUCUCACACCAGAGACACAGUAUCAGCUCAGAUAUGCUGUAAUGAACAGUAACAGCAUGAGUGACUAUAGCAGAAUCACAGAGUUCCAGACACCUUCUAGAGCCAGACCUGGACAGCCUACAGUGCACAAACAGUGUAAGGACUCUCUCACUGUUUCCUGGCAGAGAGCUGAGGCUGAUGGAGACUCUCCUGUCCUCUGCUACAUGGUGGAGUAUAUGGAGGCUGGUCUAGAAGGCUGGCAGUUCAUUCUAACAGAGGGUCCUGAGUGUGAAUACACCAUAACUCUCCCCUACAGCACCUGCUACAGAGUCAGAGUCUCUGCUGUAUAUAGAGACGGAGACAAGAGCAAACCUAGUGAGCAGACAGAAGUCUCUUUAAAUGUGUGGAUCAUAAACCUCUCAGAGAGAAAGAGCUCCCUCUUUCUAGAAGUGCUGAAACUCCAAACAGUGAAGAAACCAGUUAAGCUGACAGGCUGGUCAGAUGAAGAGAGUGAAUUGAGGAGUUUCCUUCAGUGUCUGCCCUACAUCUCCCAGCUGAGAUUUUGUUUUUCUGUUUCACAUGAAGAACAAAAGAAAAAGUCUGCGUUUCAGUUUCUGCUGAAUCUGAUUGUAGCAGCAGCAGCAGAGAGUGAUUCAGCUACAGGAGAGAGAUUCAUUGAACUGCUGACAUCUGUGUGCAGCUACUCAGCCUUCCCUUUUCAUAAAGAAGAUCCUGACUCUCAGUGGAAUUUCAUGCUGGAUCUGUACUCAUAUGUGAAGAACUAUGAGACUCAGACAGGCAGGAGUGUUCUUCCAGCAUUACAGCCAGUUUACCAGUCAGCUCCUGCAGUCUGGAUCAUUGACCUCUCAGAGAGAAAGAGCUCCCUCUUCCUAGAAGUGCUGAAACUCCAAACAGAGAAGAAACCAGUAGAGCUGACAGGCUGGCCAGAUGAAGAGAGUGAAGUGAGGAGUUUCCUUCAGUGUCUGCCCUACAUCUCCCAGCUGAGAUUCAGAACCCCACAGACUGAGAGUGCUGAGUGGAGAAAGAGAGUGAAUUCAUUCCUGCUGGAUCUGUGUUUGCAAGCAGCUCUCCAUCAGAAAGACAACAUUCAGACAACUGUAGAGACACUGAUGUCAUGUGGAUAUAGCAGAAAAGGAGAGUUCCUGCUGGAUCUGUUCUCACGUAUGAAGAACUAUGAGACUCAGACAGGCAGGAGUUUUCUUCCAGCAUUACAGCCAGUUUACCAGUCAGCUCCUGCAGUCUGGAUCAUAGACCUCUCAGAGAGAAAGAGCUCCCUCUUCCUAGAAGUGCUGAAACUCCAAACAGAGAAGAGACCAGUAGAGCUGACAGGCUGGUCAGAUGAAGAGAGUGAAGUGAGGAGUUUCCUUCAGUGUCUGCCCUACAUCUCCCAGCUGAGGUGAGUUUUAAUCAUUUAUAAUAUCUGUAAAAGAACAUUUAAGUUUUCAUGUUGUAAGGUAAUAUUUAAAAAGGUUUUUGUCAGUUUUGCCAGAUUUGAAACGUAGCGCCAGAUCUACUGUGACGAGAAGAGUAAAUAGCAUGUUGGCAACGUUUGCUCUUCCAUAAACGAGGAUAACCAGCAUAUUUCGCAGAACUGCUAACGCUGCACGCUAUUCACCACUAGGCUGACUUUGAAUGACUUUGAA